UAUGGCAUCAUGAAGGGUGGUCAACACAGAUCUCACUUCGGUGAUGGCUGAUAAGAUCGUGUCUCCUCAGAAUGCUUUCCUUGUCUUUCCUUGUCUUCUCUCUCUCCACCCGUUACACAGCAAUAUACCCUAGCUCACAAGCUCGCAGUGGUUCGUCUUGCCAAGCUGGCAAUCCUGACAAUAAUCACAUACAUUGAGUGGGUCCGAUCGAAGACAGCAUACAGACAGGCCACGCCACCGCAGCAACCGGUGAGAUUUGGUGAAGCGUCAUGACGUAGCAGCAGCAUGGCAAACGCAGAUUCCACAAAAGACACCACAGCCAGGCAGGCAGGCAGGCAGGCAGGCAGCCAGGCAGAAAUAGGGAAGUGGCAGUUUCGCCUCUCACAUAUUUAUUGAUAAAGCACGUCGGUCGGCAAACACAGCACCAAAACACAACACGCUGACGAGCCCACGACAGCGACAGACAGACAGACAGCCAGGAUGCCACGUACACAACGAACGUACAUACAAUCGACCGCUAGCUACAAUUGAUGUACACAAAUCUACUGACAAGACACAAGUACAGAUGCCGUGCAGCACUUUCACCAGUAAACGAAUUAAGCCCCGCCGUCGCACUCAACCACCCACAGCCACCCACAGCCCCCUUGUGUGUUGGCUCCUACGCCUUGAUGCCCUGGUCAGCCUCUCCCUGUCCCUCCUCCUCGCCAUCCAUCUCGGCGGGCUGUCGCUCAGUGCCACGGCGAUCCUGACAAUGACCGACACAAACCACACAUCGACGCACAUCUGGCCAUCUCCUGCAGUGGCAGUGUGUGGGGGUUGAUUGGCCGACCUGAUCUGCGACUGUGAGCGUGUCGAUCUUGAGGCGCAGGGCGUCUACCUCGCGCUGCCGCUCAGCGACGUCCUGCGUGCAUCACCAACACACAUUCAUAUGAAUGCACGAUAGAGGAAGGUGAGUCUGGUACAUUCAGGUGGCUGACCUUUGAUGUGUGGUCGAUGAGUGCGUCGACAAGCUCCUUGAGAAGCACUCCCUCGGAGUCAUUAUAGAAGAGGGCGUCCAGCAGGGCUUCCUUGACUGCGUUCUGGAUGGCUGGGGUCAGCGAGGGCAGGAGGGGCAGGACGAUCGGCACGUCCCUGAUGUUCUCGAGAAUGGAGUCCUUCAGGUAAAACUUGAUGGCGUCACAAGCGGGCCCGCACACAUGCCCGAUGGCGGCCACCCAGUGCAGGACGAGCGCCAGAUGGUGCCGCUUGACGGCAGACAGGGCCGCCGCCAUGUGGACAGCCACCUCGCGACGAAUCGACCUGCAUAUUCAACGACGAGACCACCACCCAGGCACACACUCAGGGUGCAGGACGUGUCGGGUGCGUGCAGGUGCUCAUUUCCACUUGCCUGGCCAUCAUCGAGAUCUCCUCAUAGCAGCCCUCAGCCACGCACAUCCGCAGGUAGUGCAGGGCAAGUGCUCGCAUCGGGAACGUGCAGAUGGUCGUCUUCAUUUUCACCUCCUUCAGGCACGCCCCCGCCUCCUCCAGUGCUGCAGCCGAUAUGCUCGGCUUGCAGAUGUGCCCGCCCAGCGCUCCUGACAGCAGCACGACAUGGAAACCGGCGACAGAGGCACUUGUCGACCCGCCGUCGCCCAUGGGGAUGCCCUUGGCCACGGCAAUGGAGCCCUCAUGCAGUCGGACCGCUGAUUCCUCAUCAGCUUUGCCGCCACUGCAGGGGAUCGCCAGUGAGGCCUCGACGGUGAAGCACUUGACGGAGGACUCCGUCACGCCUUUGAGGCCGCCUUGGUCCGGCAACACCAUGCACCAGCCGGCGACGUCACGCACUUUGGCAUCGCCGUCGCUAAUGGCGUUGGAUGGGGGGAGAGGACAGCCGGGAUGAUCGGGGGUGUGGGGGGUGUAGGGGUGCGGCAGGCCAGCGACGCAGACGCAGAGGUCCGUGCACCAGAAGUCUCCGGUGUCGUUGCCCGAGAAGGGCCGCGCCGUGCUGGUGGAUGAAAACGUGAAGAUGUCCUGCUCGAAAACAGCCGCUGGGCAAGAACAGACAAGACAGACAGAGUACAUCGCAUGCCAUCGCAGCCUGCCUCGUGUAUUCUUCCUUACCGUGGGCCGUCGACAGCGACGGUGAGCCGUCGCAUUCGAGAAGAAUCGAGCCAACUCUUGACGCGACACGUCCACGAGACCGCACGAGAUGGCGUCUCCCAGGUUGGCCACCAAGCUCACGGCUGCCAUGAUCCCGUCAUCGUGAGUCUCUCCCCUCUCGCAUCGCCGCCACUGCUCACGGAUGACCUCAGGCAUCUUGAGCAGGGACGGACGCAGCGCCGCGCGGAUGCCAACGUGCUGGUGGAUGAAGCGGGCGAUGAAGGCGUAGCGGCCGAAGCUGUCCAACACCUUGACGGCCAGAUUGUGGUCACUGAGCCAUCCCUCAACCACGACCUGACGCAGACCAGAAUACAGCAACAGUGGAUCCGUGAAGUGAACGAGAUCUCGUGCCCACCCCGCCAUACCCAUCGAUGGAUGCGCCACAGGAGGCUCUGAGUGCUGCCGUUGGUGAAGAUUUUGUCGGUGUCGAAGUGCAGGUAGUCGAGGGCCACCAUCACAGGGAGGAAGUUGUCUUUGGUCAGCGAGCGCACGAUGUCGGCCUCCUGCUGCAGCACCACCUCACCGAUGGGCCGAGUGACGUUCUCGAUGGACACCUGACGCACCUGGCCUUCCAAAAACUCACCAUCCAGCAGCUGCCCCCACGCACACAGACAGCAAGAAGACAAAGAAAUGUGUGCCUGUCGUCUCUGACCGUGUGCGUGCUGUGUUGUGAUCAUAUCCUACGUGGCUGAAGUACUUGAACAGCCGUGCGAUGCCCUCCUUAACGACGAGUGGCUCAACUCCCUCUCCAUCGCCCCUCAAUGCCGCCCCCUCUGUCCACCUCAAUUAGGCCGGUAAGCUGCUGCUGGGCGAGGGAGCUGGCGAUGCGGCGCAUCAGGAAGGCCUCAUCGAUGAGCCGAGCGCUAUAUGUCUUGCCGACCGCCCGGGCCCUCAGCGCAUCGUCGACAGACAGAAAGGACGCGAAUACUCGGCCCAGGACGUCAGCAGGAAUCAUCUCAACAGCAGAAUGCCUUGAGGCGUCAGACUUUGGGCACUCGCUCGCAAUGCUGACGCGCCAUUUCCAAGACAGUAGCCAGCUCAUCACGGGCCUCACAGCCGUGGGAUGACUGCAAACAGACGAGGAAAUAGAAGAGAAUAGGGGCGUCAUUGUGUCCUGCUGACUUUCGAUUGACUCUCUCUUCCCACCUCUUCCCACCUGUGUUACGUUGUGGAAGGGCUCCAAAUUCACCCC
Vitrella brassicaformis is the source of this 3331-nucleotide messenger RNA. Lineage: Eukaryota; Vitrellaceae. The record is from the annotation of a GenBank genome assembly.